This is a messenger RNA of Ogataea haglerorum, 738 nucleotides long. RefSeq lists its product as uncharacterized. Lineage: Eukaryota; Fungi; Ascomycota; Pichiomycetes; Pichiales; Pichiaceae. Gene Ontology annotation, molecular function: protein-lysine N-methyltransferase activity. The coding region runs from base 1 to 738 and encodes 245 amino acids. The record is from RefSeq and is a predicted model, not a curated record. Gene Ontology annotation, biological process: peptidyl-lysine dimethylation. The transcript has a single exon.
AUGUCCUUGUUUGACGGCCUUUUUGCCACGGAGGAGGAGCCACCAAAACCAAAAACCACAAUCGAGUACACACAGAAAAAUGGAGAGGUGAUCCUGGUGACGCUGGUGGGAUCGUCGCCGUUGUACGGCCAUAUCCUCACUAAUGCAUGUAAAUCGCUGGCCAGACAGCUGGAGAAUAACCCGCAGCUGGUGGUCGGACGCACGGUGCUCGAGUUUGGAGCGGGCGGAGCGCUACCGUCCCUGCUGUGCGCCAAAUUGGGUGCCAAGAAAGUUCUCGCCACAGACUAUCCAGACCCAGACCUCGUAUCGAACAUACAACAUAAUAUCGAACAAAAUAGAUUACAUAAUUGCAUAGCCAAGGGCUACAUAUGGGGGAACGGCGUCGAAGAAUUGAUGCAGGAACUUCCCGAAGGCCACGAAACGUUCGACGUGCUCCUGCUGAGUGACGUGAUCUUCAACCACACCGAACAAAGAAAACUCCUGCAGAGCUGCAAGCUGCUGGUGACGCCUCGGACGGGCCGUGUGCUCGUCCCAUUCUCACCGCAUCGGCCUAAACUGCUUGCCGCGGACCUCAAAUUCUUCGAGCUUGCCAAAGAGUACGGAUUCGAGGUCUUCGAAGAGGGAAUCGAGAUGUGGUCUCCGCUGUUUAAGGACGACCCGGACGAGACCACGGCCGAGCUACGCAGCCGCGUGUACAAGUACUCGAUGCGGCUGGCGCGAGGUGUGGACGAGAAAUAA